UGAACAUCAAUCAACAAGUACGAACGGCUAAAAUGCACCUGGUCCUGAUUUUAACAACAGCCGCAAUCAUACAAGCUGCAGUUAUCAAGGAAGAUGAGGUUAAGCCUUGUGACGGAGUCAUUAUCGAUGAUGUAUACCAUGAAAUCGAAGAACUUAAGAAAGAUAUCGAUCGACCGUAUUCACUUGCUGUAGAUUACAGCACGAACAGGGUUUACUUCAGCUACAGUCUGAACAAAGACGACGAUGUAUUCAAAACAGCGUAUGUAAAUUUAAAUACGAAAGAAUUUGCGAAUAUAGAAGGUGUUAACAAUGGCUUCGCUCAAACAAUCGAUCAUAAGACCCACGAAGUUUACAUCGGUGGAAGUGAUGGCAUAUAUAAAUAUAAUCAAAAAACGAAAUCAGCUGAAUUCUUUGGUGAAAAAGAAGCAAAUAUUUGGAACAUUUUCUUCAAAGAUGUACUCUAUUUUUCGAUAUUUCCCUCACAAUUCUUAUUUACAUACAUUAACGGUCAAUCGGUUAGGUACAGAGAUUUAGAAGAUACAAAGGUUGAUCAAUUUAUAAUUGACAAUGAAGAUAUAAUGUUUUUUACAAAUGCAACAGGAUUAUUUAGUCAAGUUAAGGGAACGAAACAAGCGACUCUGUACCAGGAAUAUCCAAAUGAAGGUGUAAGAGGACUCGCGAGUGACGUCAACGGAAAUAUAUAUUUGUGUCUUCGAGAUGGCAUUUAUAAAGUAGACAAAUCCGAUGUUUCCUUGAGGAAAAUUGUAGAAAUUGAUGACGUUUUCGGUUUGGCAUUUGAUAAUGACAAUAAUAUAGUUUACUCGGAUGCCACUAAAUUGAUUCGACUCAAACCUAAUAAGGAUAAGACUUGUUAAACUUAAGUACGUAAAUACUUCUCAGUAUAAACAAUGUUAGUUAACGAAAAUUCUCUGUAAGUUUUAAACACGUUCCGUUUCAUUUGUAGAACGAAAUUAAUAUAAAAAAUACUACACUAAAAAUAAAAUACUAAUGUUUAUUAAAUAUGAAAAAUAUAUAUAGAAUUUUAA
Nymphalis io (European peacock) is the source of this 1046-nucleotide messenger RNA. Its product is annotated as ommochrome-binding protein-like. Gene Ontology annotation, molecular function: protein binding. The coding region runs from base 33 to 875 and encodes 280 amino acids. The transcript has 2 exons. The record is from RefSeq and is a predicted model, not a curated record. Lineage: Eukaryota; Metazoa; Arthropoda; Insecta; Lepidoptera; Nymphalidae.